This is a messenger RNA of Eutrema salsugineum, 757 nucleotides long. RefSeq lists its product as uncharacterized. The transcript has 4 exons. The record is from RefSeq and is a predicted model, not a curated record. The coding region runs from base 154 to 528 and encodes 124 amino acids. Gene Ontology annotation, cellular component: chloroplast envelope. NCBI's taxonomy places the organism in Eukaryota, Viridiplantae, Streptophyta, Magnoliopsida, Brassicales, Brassicaceae.
UGGAGUCUCUUCUCUUCUCUUUAAGAAGCACACGAAGACAAUCCGAAAGCUGACCACAAAGCUUGUUUUCGACUUUGGCGAUCAGAUAAAUCUUUCUAUCCAGAAACUUUUUUUCCUUUUUUUUGGCGAGAAAGCGAAACCUUUUAGGCUAAAAUGGCGAAGAAAGGAGGAGCGACGCUAGCUGAGGAUGCACCGUGGCGUGUCUCAUCAGUGAGACCAGUGCCUCGAAUCAGUCGCUCUCCGGUUUUAUGUAUCUCUCAAAGCCCAGAAACCGAUUACGCUAUUGCCGUCAUGAAGCAUCCGAAUCCGGUGGGAGGUGGUUUGGCGAUGGAAGCGGUUCUUGAAUCUGCAGGACCUGAAUGUGUUGUUCCUGGCCAAGUCACGCCUCUUCGACUGCUUGGUAUCAAGGUGUGGCCAGUUGAGGUUGAUCUUAAAUUCUUGGAACCAGUAGGAAAAGAGCUGAAAAUGCUUGGGAAGUUCAUGGACAACGCUGUCGACCUGAUGAAUAAGUCCUUCAUCGACCGUUAAGCACACCAUGAAAGGUUGUACACCUGGAGUUUUGGAAUUGCGGGAGAAAUUGUCUAGUUACCGGAACUUGUUAGAUGCAGAGAAAGAUCCAAUCUUUAGCAAAGUUGAAUAUGGUGUGUGGUGUGUAUAUAGAGGGUUUUCUUAUUUAACUGUUGAUACACAAAAAAUCUAUAUGCUACUAAAAUCAUUGCUUUGAAUUUUACAGUUUUAAAAGGAUGUCUUUUUAAAA